Molecule: messenger RNA, 1857 nt
Organism: Miscanthus lutarioriparius
Lineage: Eukaryota; Viridiplantae; Streptophyta; Magnoliopsida; Poales; Poaceae
Source: the annotation of a GenBank genome assembly
AUGGCUCCGUCCUUGUUUUUGCUCUUCCUAGUCUCGUUGGUGUGGGUGGUCUUAUCCUUACCACGGAUGAUGCCUGCGGCGGCAGCAGAUGGGCAAGGAGGAGAGCACUGCCCGCCCAAGCUAUGCGGCAACGUGACCAUCUCCUUCCCGUUUGGGCUCAUCCCGCAGGGCGCCAAGCAGACCAACUGCGGCGGCGGGAUUGGGUUCCAGGUUCGUUGCCGUAACAACCACCCACCACGCCUCGGAUACUAUCAGAGCGAGGUCAUCUUGCAGAUCCUCAGAAUCUUUUACCACAACCGCUCCUUGCUCAUCGCCGAUAGACCACUCGUGCAGCCAUAUUUUGAUUUGUCUAGCCACGACGGCUGCCGAAUCCCGGCGGCUAACACCUCCUCCGUACUGGUUCCUCCGCUCUCGGUUAGUCCCGUCAAUCAGAACCUCAUCUUCUACAAUUGCACCAAGCCGCCGUCGCCAGGUGGUGUGGACCUCGUGGAGACGGUGUGCCACACCAACACGUUUGUUCGUGCCGCCGAUGGGCGUUCCGACGAGUCAGCCGACAGCUACUUUUUGGAAGGCUGCACCGCUGCCAUGGUGCCAGUGCUUGGAGUAUCUGGCAAGGUGAACGCUAGCAACUACCAGCAACUCGUCUGGGACGGCUUCCUCGCGACAUGGCAGUGGAUGCCGCCGCCGUCAGUUGUCUUGUCCUCUACAGCCAGCUUGAUUCUUACGUGCCUUGUUUGGGUAAUGUACCGCAAGAAGAGAAAGGAAAAGCCCGUUACAUCCAACCAAAAUUGCAAAAGCUAUGAAUCAAAUAUAGAGGAAAUACUAAAAGGAUAUGAUUCUCUCGUCCCAAAAAGGUACAAAUACUCAGAGGUAAAGAAGAUAACCGGAUCUUUCAAUGAUAAGUUAGGAGAAGGCGGCGGCUAUGGCACGGUAUUUAAGGGGAAUUUAGAAGAUGGCCAGAAGGUUGCUGUGAAACUACUGAAAGGAUCAAAAGGAAAUGGAGAGGAGUUCGUGAAUGAGGUUGUGAGUAUCCGUAGGACAUCUCAUGUAAAUAUUGUCAAUUUACUUGGUUUUUGUUUACAUGGACCUAAGAGAGCACUUAUUUACGAAUACAUGGCUAAUGGUUCAUUGGAGAAGUAUAUACAAUCAGAAGAAACAAAAAGGGCCAUUGGAUGGGAAAAGUUGCGAGAAAUAGCAACAGGAAUUGCGCGAGGCUUGGAAUAUUUGCAUCGGGGCUGUAAUACACGGAUCAUCCAUUUUGAUAUCAAGCCAAAUAACAUACUUCUAGAUGAAGACUUUUGUCCCAAAAUAGCAGAUUUUGGAUUGGCAAAACUGUGUCAUCUUAAGGAUAGUGCCCUCUCAAUGGCUGAAGCAAGAGGUACCAUCGGUUUUAUUGCUCCAGAAGUAUUUUCAAGGGGUUAUGGAGUUGUGUCCACCAAGUCAGACGUAUACAGCUACGGAAUGAUGUUGUUAGAAAUGGCACGAGGAAGGAAGAAUCUUACAGAAGACACUGAGAAUUCUAGUCAACAAUAUUUUCCAAACUGGGUUCAUGACCGUUUGGUUAAAGAUUUACAAAGUCAUGAAGUCACAUGCAAGACAGAAGAGAUUGCAAAACAGAUGACCCUUGUUGGCUUGUGGUGCAUACAAACGACUCCAGAGAAUCGUCCAUCCAUGAGCAGGGUUAUAGAAAUGUUGGAGAAGAACCUAGAUGAAUUGGAAAUGCCCCCGAAACCAUUGCUUUCUUAUCCCUCGGUGCCGCCUCAUUUUUCAUAUGAACUUGGAUUGUUCUGCCAAGACUCAGGAGAGACCUCCCUUUCAACUAUCUUCCACAAUCCAACUCAAAAGCAAAUGAUUUGA